GAUGCAGCCCUGGGAUCUGUACUGAACCGUCUUGAGUGUGUCAAGCUCCAGGUGGGUCUGGCAGCACCAGAGAAGCCAGCCAGUCACCCUUCAAGUCUGCACGCAAACACAUCACCAUCUUGAAUGAGAGUGAUGAUGGUCGUGUCGACAGGAGUUUGACAGUAUUGCUCCCAGAGCACCAGCCAGCGCAGCACCAUGGGCCGCCUUGAUGGAAAAGUGAUUGUGUUGUCAGCUGCAGCGCAGGGGAUUGGACGUGCCGCCGCCAUUGCUUUCGCGAAGGAGGGCGCUCAAGUCACUGCAACGGACAUUAAUGGAGAGAAGCUGAAGGAGUUGGACGGCAUACAAGGGAUCAAGAUCAAGGUUGUGGAUGUGACAAAGAAGGACCAAGUGGAGGCUCUGGCCCAGGAGCACGAUCGCGUGGACGUGCUGUUCAACGUAGCUGGAUUUGUGCACCAUGGCUCCAUCCUGGACUGCGAAGAAGCAGACUGGGACUUCACCAUGGACGUGAAUAUCCGCAGCAUGUACCUCAUGUGCAAGGCCUUCCUCCCAAAGAUGUUGGCCAGAAAGUCGGGAAACAUCAUAAACAUGGCGUCAGUGGCUUCCAGCAUCAAAGGUGUUGUGAAUCGGUGCGUCUACAGCACCUCCAAGGCUGCCGUGAUCGGGCUCACCAAAUCCAUCGCUGCUGACUUCAUUGAGCAGGGGAUUCGGUGUAAUUGUGUGUGUCCCGGUACUGUUGACACUCCAUCGCUGAGAGGAAGAAUCCAGGCUCAACCUGACCCCGAACAAGCGUACAAGGAUUUCAUGGCACGACAGAAAACUGGCAGGAUGUGUACAGCCGAGGAAGUGGCGCACCUCUGUGUGUACCUGGCUUCUGAUGAGUCUGCCUAUGUGACUGGGACCGAGCAAAUCAUCGACGGAGGAUGGCGGCUGUGAAUUUGAUUCAUCAUCCGUGACAGAUUAUAAUGUGUAAACAUUCUUUAUCUUGAAGUCAAAAAUUCAUAUUCGGGGAGAUGAAGAAAUUUCAGCAAUAUUUGGCAGAAGUGAACACGAUUGUAAUAUAAAUUUAACUAUAAAUGUCAAAUUUUUUUAAUUGACCAGUUAAUAUUCCGACAAUAGUUGCCUUUUAAAUAACAAAUAUUCUGAAUAGAUCCAUCAGAAGAAACCUGUUUGUCACUUUCAGCUGAUCAAAUGAAAAUAUUGACAGAUAUAUAAACCCAGAAAUAAAUAUUUGCUUUCA
Molecule: messenger RNA, 1237 nt
Organism: Synchiropus splendidus (mandarinfish)
Lineage: Eukaryota; Metazoa; Chordata; Actinopteri; Syngnathiformes; Callionymidae
Gene: bdh2
Product: 3-hydroxybutyrate dehydrogenase, type 2
Exons: 10
Coding region: 196-933 (245 amino acids)
Biological process (GO): siderophore biosynthetic process
Cellular component (GO): cytoplasm
Molecular function (GO): 3-hydroxybutyrate dehydrogenase activity
Source: RefSeq, a predicted model, not a curated record